This is a messenger RNA of Ochotona curzoniae (black-lipped pika), 3772 nucleotides long. RefSeq names its product salt inducible kinase 1 (gene SIK1). NCBI's taxonomy places the organism in Eukaryota, Metazoa, Chordata, Mammalia, Lagomorpha, Ochotonidae. Gene Ontology annotation, molecular function: tau-protein kinase activity; protein serine/threonine kinase activity; ATP binding. Gene Ontology annotation, biological process: protein phosphorylation; intracellular signal transduction; microtubule cytoskeleton organization. The coding region runs from base 49 to 2289 and encodes 746 amino acids. Gene Ontology annotation, cellular component: cytoplasm. The transcript is spliced from 13 exons. The record is from RefSeq and is a predicted model, not a curated record.
UCCCGCGCUGAGCGCGCCCUCGCCGGCCGGCAGGUGCGGCGCGGAGCCAUGGUGAUCCUGUCCGAGCUGAGCGCGGCCCCCGCGGGCCCGCAGAAGCCCCUCCGCGUGGGCUUCUACGACGUGGAGCGGACCCUGGGCAAAGGCAACUUCGCCGUGGUGAAGCUGGCGCGGCACCGGGUCACCAAGACGCAGGUCGCCAUAAAGAUCAUUGAUAAGACCCGGUUGGAUUCUGGCAACCUGGAGAAAAUCUAUCGUGAAGUUGAGCUCAUGAAACUCCUGAACCACCCGCACAUCAUCAAGCUGUACCAGGUCAUGGAAACAAAGGACAUGCUCUACAUUGUCACCGAAUUCGCGAAGAAUGGGGAGAUGUUCGACUACCUGACUGCCCAUGGACACCUGAGCGAGAAGGAAGCUCGGAGGAAGUUCUGUCAGAUCCUGUCGGCCGUGGAGUACUGCCACAGCCACCGCAUCGUCCACCGGGACCUCAAGACCGAGAACCUGCUGCUGGACGCCGACAUGGAUGUCAAGCUGGCAGAUUUUGGGUUUGGAAACUUCUACAACCCUGGGGAGCCCUUGUCCACGUGGUGUGGGAGCCCCCCAUACGCUGCCCCAGAAGUCUUCGAGGGGAAGGAGUACGAAGGGCCUCAGCUGGACAUCUGGAGCCUCGGUGUGGUGCUGUACGUCCUGGUCUGUGGCUCGCUGCCUUUCGACGGGCCCACCCUGCCAAGCCUCAGGCAGCGGGUGCUGGAGGGCCGCUUCCGUAUCCCCUUCUUCAUGUCUCAAGACUGUGAAUCUCUGCUGCGCCGCAUGCUGGUGGUGGACCCGGCCAAGCGUAUCACCAUCGCCCAGAUCUGGCAGCACCGCUGGGUGCAAGCCGACCCUGCCCUGCUCCGGGAGGCCCACGCCGCCCGCACCCUGUGCAGCUACGACUCCAGCCUGGGCGACUAUGACGAGCAGGUCCUGGGCGUCAUGCGGAACCUGGGCAUCGACCGGCAGAGGACCUUGGAGUCUCUGCAGAACCGCAGCUACAACCACUUUGCGGCCAUAUACUACCUCCUCUGCGAGCGGCUCCGGGGCCUCGGCUGCCCGCCAGCCCGCCCCGGGCCCUGCCGGCCCCACGGACCCGGCAACCCCGACCUCCACGGCUUCGAGGCCCCGCCGGAAGGCCUUGCUGCCAGCCCGUUCCCGUCCUCCCUCCUGUGCCCGCAGCCUCAGGCCCUGGCACAGUCUGUCCUGCAGGCGGAGGUGGACUGUGACCUCCACAAGUGUCUGCAGCCACUGCUCUUCCCGGGAGAUGCCAGCUGCCACGGCAUACUCCAGCCCCGCCCCGUGUCCCCUGGCCCACUGCUGGACUGCACUGUGGGCGAGGAGGCCAGGCAGGCACCUAGCCCGGAGGAGGAACUCGAGGUCCCGCAGGCUCUGGCUGGCAGCACCGGCCGGAGGCAUACACUGGCUGAGGUGUCCGCCCGCUUCUCCCCGCUCUCUCCCCCAGGUGAGUGCAUAGUGGUUUCGGCAGCAGCGGUGGCGGCCAGCCCCUCUGAAGGCACCAGCUCUGACAGCUGCCUGAGCUCCCUGAGCCCCGGCCCCGUGGUACUGGGCAACGGCUUGGCCCCCCAGGGACUGCUGACCACCUACUGCCCUCUCAGACUGAACGCGUCGUUGUUGGGGGCUCAGUCAGCCACCCCAGUGCUGCAGGCCCAGGGAGCACUGGGUGGAGCCGUGCUGUUCCCACUCAGCUUCCAGGAGGGCCGCCGGGCGUCCGACACAUCCCUAACCCAAGGGCUGAAGGCCUUCCGGCAGCAGCUGCGGAGGAGUGCCAGGACCAAGGGCUUCCUGGGGCUAAACAAGAUCAAGGGGCUGGCACGCCAGGUGUGCCAGGCGUCCACCGGGCGCACCCCCACCCAGAGCCCCGGCCUGCAGGGCGGGUCCUCUGGCAGCCGGGAGGGCAGGAGCAUGCUGGAGGACGUGCUGCUGCAGCAGAGGCUGCUCCAGUUACAACACCGCCCGGCCACCCCACCCGGCUGCCCGCAGGCCCCACAGCUGGCCACGGCCCCCUGCCUGCUUCCCUCCACCGACAGCCUCCUGGUGCCUGGGAUCCCGCUGCUGCCCGCCCUGUCUCCCGUGGCGUCGGCCGCACGGCUCCUGGACACGCAGCUGCACAUCAGCCCCAGCCCGGCAGUCCUCAGCAGGCUGGCCGCCCCCUGUGAGCCUGUGGGGCUGCCCCCCGGGGACUGCGAGAUGCAGGACGUGUCCUCCAGCCAGCUGGGCACGUUCGUGCUGGUACAAUGAAGACGGCCGCCUCCGCAGCUCACCGGCUCUCCCAAGCAAUAAUUUCAGAGGAUGUGAACAAGGCUUCGGACUCAACCACCAAGAACUCUAGAAGCAAACCAAGCAAUACAUUUAGCUGUAUUGGCUUUUGUUUUUGUUUUGUUUUGUUUUUUUUCUUGCACUGAGUGACCUCAACUAUGAGUAGGGACUAGAAACUUAGUUUAGAAAAAUAAUAGUGGAAGGGCGUGUGGUGAGCCGGGUGGACGGGUGGGGAGCGGGUGGAGGGAAGAUGCUGGCAGCGCCCGGCGGUGGAGCGGGGCCUCGGCCGAGCAUCCAGAGGCCGUGUGUGUGUGCACACAUGUGGUGGUGACUGCCGUCUGUGCUCUCCUAUGAGCUGUGAACAGCCUUGGGUGGGCUCACCCGGGGGUGCCACCCGCCGGACACGAGGGCUUGACUGCCAGUGUCCCAGGAGUCCAGGCCCGGAAGGGGCAAUUGCCCCAGGAUUCCGGAGCCGGCUCUUCCGCUGCUACUAAAGUGCUGACGCGCUUCGUGACCAGGUUCGCGAGAGCACCUGCCUCGGGGUAACUGUGCAAUAAAAUUCAGGGCCGGGGUGGGCGGGCAGUGGGGGCCAGGGGCUGUGGUCUUGGCUGGAGGGAAACAAGCAAGGGGUCUAGGGGUUCCAGUUUGUACGGGCGUCUUGAUUUCUUUCUGGAGCAGCCGUGUGUGUGUGUGUGUGUCUGUCUGUCUGUCUGUCUGUGUCUCAGGGACAGAGACAUGGCAUGGUUUUAUCUUUUCUGCACUCUUAGGGCCCUCCUUCCUGGCCAUGCACCCACCUGCCCCACCUGGGCCUGCCAUGUGGUGAGGACGCCUGAGAGGUACACUCAGGCCACGGGUCAGAAGCUUCUAGAAGCUUGUCCCUCCCUGGUACCUGGCCCUCCACAGCUGCAGUGGUGGGUGUUGGGCUGUUGGGGGAGGGAUUAAGGUGGCCGCUCCCUAACGCCAAAGACAGACCGUGGGGCAGAUGGCUGACGCCACUUGCCGGCACACCAGUGCCCCUGCCAUCCCUGGCCGCCUCUGCAGAGGUGAGGAGCAAGCUGCUGCCUGCUGAGAAAACGCCAAAGCUGCCCCCCAGUGCCUGGCCAGCAUCAUGGAGUGGGGUGGGGGCGCUGCGGCCACCCUCGGCCUCCGUGCUCGGGGAGGGAGUGGGGUCAGCCCCGGCCGCUCCAGCCCUGACCAGCACUUUAUCUUCCGGUGGUCUCUGUCCCUCCCGCUGUUCUGAACGCGUGGGUGCGUGUGGAAGGUUGCUCGGGCGCUGGAAUGCGUUCGUCUAUUUAAUAACACUACGUGUUCCGGUUGAGAUGUACAUAGUUUUGCUGUGUUGUUGUUGUUUUUUUUUUUACCAUAACAAUUAUUUCUUAUGUUCACAUGAGAAAUGUAUGCCAAAUGAUUAGUUGUUUUUUUUUUAAUUUUUAAUUUAAUAUUUAAAUAAAAUAUUCAGGGGCAA